Cornus florida is the source of this 1676-nucleotide messenger RNA. RefSeq names its product protein trichome birefringence-like 34. NCBI's taxonomy places the organism in Eukaryota, Viridiplantae, Streptophyta, Magnoliopsida, Cornales, Cornaceae. The coding region runs from base 497 to 1474 and encodes 325 amino acids. Gene Ontology annotation, cellular component: Golgi apparatus. Gene Ontology annotation, molecular function: O-acetyltransferase activity. The record is from RefSeq and is a predicted model, not a curated record. The transcript is spliced from 7 exons.
UCUAAAACCAGACCGUGCCUCAGUUCAUGCCCACCUACCGCCCACCCAACAGAUCACUCCAACCCAACCAAUCUGAGCAAUCCUACAAUAUCAUUCCAUCCACAACAUCGACUCCCUCGACCCCACCGUCCUCCGGCGCUUCCGUCGCAAGCUCCUCAAGAACUACAGCUCCUGGUGUUCCUACCUCGGCCACAAGCGUCCACGAACUGCUAGAAUGUCCUGUCUGCACUAAUCCUCUGUAUCCACCAAUCCAUCAGGCCUGGAGCAAUUGAUGAGGUAGACAUUAAGGCUAAGCAUGUGGGUAAGACCGGGUUUGUGGAGCAGAGGUCAUUCCCCGCAUCAGCAAUUUUAGAGAGAGAAAGGAACUGAACGUGGACAGUUGCUAGAAGAUCAGACAACAGAGGAGAACACAUCGUCACGCUGCAAUUUGUUCACGGGAAAAUGGGUAUUCGAUAACAAGUCUUACCCUCUAUACAAAGAGAAGCAAUGCCCAUAUAUGCGGGAUGAUUUUGCUUGUGAGAAGUAUGGAAGAAAGGACUUAAAUUAUCAGAGUUGGCGGUGGCAACCUCACCAGUGUGACCUCCCAAGGUUCAAUGCCACAGCAUUGCUGGAGAUGCUAAGGGGGAAGAGGCUUGUACUCGUUGGGGAUUCGAUGAACAGGGAACAAUGGAUUUCACUGGUCUGCUUAGUGGAGUCAUCAAUUCCUCAAGGGCUUAAAUCCAUGGAUUACAAGUUAAAUGGUUCUUUGAUCAACUUCAUGGCCACGGAAUACAAUGCCACUAUUGAUUUCUAUUUGUCCCCAUUGCUAGUGGAAUCUAACUCCGAUGAUCCAGGAAACAAUGGGGUAUCUGACCGAAUUGUCAGAGUCCAGGCAAUUGAAAAGCAUGCUAGGCACUGGACUGAUGCUGAUAUACUGGUCUUUGAUUCCUAUGUUUGGUGGCUGUUAAGAACCAAAAUGAAUGUUUUGUGGGGAUCAUUUCAAAGCUCUGAUGGAAUCUACAAAGAAAUUGAUAUGAUACGUAGCUAUGAGAUGGCUCUAAAGACAUGGUCAGAUUGGUUGGAAAUCCAUAUCAACCGUACCAAGACCAAAUUGUUUUUUGUUAGCAUGUCACCAACGCACCAACGGGGUGAAGAAUGGGGCAUGGGAACAAAUCAGAAUUGCUACAGUGAAACAAUGCCAAUUUUUAAAAAGGGAUAUCAGGGAAGCGGAUCGAAUCCUAAAAUGAUGAGAGCAGUGGAGGCAGCAAUUGAUGAACUGAAAACAAGAGGCUUGAAGGUACAAAUGCUCAACAUAACUCAACUUUCAGAGUACAGAAAAGAAGGCCACCCAUCUAUAUACAGGAAGCAAUGGGUGCCUAUAACUGAAGACCAAUUAUCAAACCCUACGAGUUAUGCAGAUUGUGUCCACUGGUGCCUUCCUGGUGUGCCUGAUACUUGGAAUGAGCUCCUCUAUGCGUACCUUCUUCAUUAUUGAUGUAGCAAGGCCAAACCAACUUUCAAGACUUUUUAGGUUCUGUAUUGAAGAGGUUUAUGUUUUAAAUCUGACUUGGUUCCAACCAACCUUGUCUAUAAAGGUUAUGUGAUCAAGAACUGAUCACAGUUGAAACAUAAUGCCUAGUACUAAAACCUUUGUUCAAAGAUCAAGAGUGUUCACUAUUGUUUGUUGAUUUUGCUUG